AUUUUUUUCACUUUUUGGAUUUUUAAAGCGCAAAAUUUCAGUUAACUUGAGGUAAAAGUUUAAAUGUUUUUCGUGAAAUGGAGUCCAUCGGAAAACGUACGAAUCGAUUUCUCCGACAAAGACGCAGAAGGGGUUUGAGGAUCAACCAGAAAAACGGGACAUAUUGCUUCGAAAAUCCCUUCAAAGAUUUAGAUUUUAAUUUACCAUCCUACACGCGAGAGAAAGAAUCGAUGUACGAGCAGCUGCAAAAGGACGAAAGUACUUCUACGGCGGGUUUGUGUCGCAGCAAGAAAAUUCCUGCUAAUGCCGAAACGGAGAAAAAGCAAACUGCGAAAAUCCGAGGGCAAGGAGACGAGCUAAAGAGAAACAAGAAAGUCAAAAGGAAGAAAUGUAAAUCCGCUAGAACCUCUUAGGAGGAUUUAAGAAGGACUUAAUCGCCUUGUCAGUACUGUAUUGUUAGUAACGCUAAUGUUUGAACUUAAGUAAAA
Phyllotreta striolata is the source of this 488-nucleotide messenger RNA. The record is from the annotation of a GenBank genome assembly. NCBI's taxonomy places the organism in Eukaryota, Metazoa, Arthropoda, Insecta, Coleoptera, Chrysomelidae.